Messenger RNA from Girardinichthys multiradiatus, 5212 nucleotides. RefSeq names its product TNF superfamily member 10, like (gene tnfsf10l). The transcript has 7 exons. NCBI's taxonomy places the organism in Eukaryota, Metazoa, Chordata, Actinopteri, Cyprinodontiformes, Goodeidae. Gene Ontology annotation, biological process: immune response. Bases 242 to 1252 code for a protein of 336 amino acids. Gene Ontology annotation, molecular function: tumor necrosis factor receptor binding. The record is from RefSeq and is a predicted model, not a curated record. Gene Ontology annotation, cellular component: membrane.
CAGCUGCCUCCUCCAAUCCAACUUCAUACAGCAGCUGAGCUGAGCGCUGAGCAGACAUGGACACAUCCACGCUUUAACUUUCGCCGCUGUCCGCUCUGCCUUCUCCUGCCCUACGCUGAGCUUCCAGUGAGAAAUCUCCACUGGCUGGCGGCCGCGGGCGCAUGGGAAUCUAACUUUUUUUUUCCGCCAAUUUUCACUUAGUCCGUCACUUUUUGUGGAGGCUAUUGUUGUUACAGGCUUCAUGCUCCCCUCAUGCGUCGGGAAAGCCAUGGCCACUCCAAGCGCACAGCAGCACCACAACCAACAGAACCAGGAUUACUUCAGAUCGGUGAGCAGCGAGUCCACCACCUACAUGAUGGUCCCCACGGGCGGUCCCAGCGGGACGACGCGCCGGGAGGCACCGUCCAAGAUGUGGUUGGCCAUGGUGGUGAUUGUAGUGGUGGUCUUGCAGAUUGCGUCCACCACUGGGCUCUUUGUCUACCUGAACAUGUCCAUAUCACAGGUGCGUAGUCAAGGAGUGACAGAGGAGCUAAAGUGCCUGAGUUUACUGAAUGCUCUGGACAAAGACCAGGACAUCCCAGAUCAGCUGGCCCAGCUCUUUGGGGAACCCUGCAUCAAACUGGCCGAAGGCAUCAAGGCCUAUAUUUCAAAGGUGACGGAGAACAUCAUCUCCAAACAAACCUUCAUUGAGGCUAGAACGAUGCCUCGCUCUUUUAACAACUCAAAGUUCAUGAGCUCUGUGGCCCAGAGGCCAUCUGCCCACCUGACUCUUCGAGACACCAGCUCUCAAGGGUUCCCUCCAUAUCCUAGCCCUACACCGGGUCUCCACCAGUCCUGUCGUCACGUGGUCCGCUCGUGGGCCAAUCAGAGCUUUGGAGCUCACCUGCACAACAUGACAUUGACCAAUGGGAAGCUGCGAGUGCCUCAGGAUGGGCGGUACUACCUGUACUCCCAGGUAUAUUUUCGGUAUCCGUCUCCAGCAGCCAGUGAUGGGGACCAGCGCAGCGUCAGCCACCAGCUGGUGCAAUGUGUCUACAAGAAAACCUCCUACCCAAGCCCUAUACAGCUCCUGAAGGGUGUGGGAACCAAGUGCUGGGCACCAGAUGCUGAGUAUGCCCUGCACUCCGUCUAUCAGGGAGGACUGUUUGAGCUGAGGGCCGGUGACGAACUCUUCGUCUCAGUCUCUUCUCCUACUAUGGUGAAUGCAGAUGAUUCCUCCAGUUACUUCGGGGCCUUCCGCUUGGACCUUUAAGAGAGCAGGAUGGGAGAUUGUGGAAAAAGAGAGUAAAUGAGAGAGACCUUUUUAUUAUCAAUUGAUUACAAUUGUGAACCUGAUCUUGGAUCUUGGGUGUGUGCCAGGACAGACAAACUGAAUGAGGAAAAGGUUUGGGGGUGUUACAGAUUAGCCUGAAUGAUGAACACUGCAAGAGGUUUAAGUGAAAUGGAAAGGAGAAGAGUGGAUUUGACUUUCCAAUUCUCCAUUACAAGAAAAACGGUUAAGAACAAGAUUAUACAGAGAGACGUGCAAUCAGAAAUGUGAGAACUGCUUUACAGUUGAUUCUUGCCGUUUUGGAUUUUAUGAAAAAAGAUCAUUUGGACAUCCCCACUGAACACAUCUAACUCUGUGAAUUUCCUCUUUGAACAAACUUUGCUGUAAAAAGCAAUUAUAAUCUUGGAUUUCCGAACCAAAGAAUGUACACACCCAUCUUCUGCCUAAAAGAUGUGAAGAAGGACUUUUGAACGGUAGCAGAAGAAGCGUAUGAUCAAACCAAAGCAAACUAUCUUGAGUUUAACCUUUCUAAGCAUGCCAUCUGAGGACUGUACAUAAAUAGGCCUUAGAAUGGGACUUGGACUAUGAUGACCUGUGGUGAUUUUUAAUCUAAUUCAUUUUUUUUUUUUUUUUUUUUUUACUUUGACCUGACCUAAAACCACUUGGACUAGAAUCAUGGACUGUAUGAUAGAUUAUAAGGAGUGCCUUUUCUUACUGGAUGCUGAAAGAACUGUGAUCAACAAGAAUGUUUUGAAGAAGAGUCUGUAAAGAAAAGAGAAGUGAAAACAAAGAAGACAAAGAUGAAAUCUUGCAAAUGACAAUAAGAAUGAGCCCAGCAAAGCAAAGGAAGACAAAAAAAGACUGAGAGGCUCCGGAUAACAUGCAAUCUAACCAGUCUCUUGUGCUUCCCUUCUGUAAAUUUUUUCACCAUGUUUUCUCAUAAACUGCUUAAUCUGUCUUGCCUUUCUUGUCUAACCUGUGAAGCUGCAUUGUGUUUUACUGUAAGGAAAGAAUCAACCUAGAUUGCAAAACAGAGGGGGAAUACAAUAAUGUGUCUGCACAGUACAUGCAGAAAAACACUAGUUGCUAACUUGCAAACAUUCAAAGCUAGCAUGGUUGUAAAGUUAACUGGUUAAAUUUAGUUUCUUUCAGAGCUAUGUUGCAACAAGCACCUUGUACAUUGGAAUACAUUCAUAGAAAUGUUCAAACAGCAACUUUAUCUCAAUUUUCAUCUUACUUUACAACAAGUCACAAGUGCUCUCAUGAGGUAAUAUCUCCAGGAAAACUGGAGGUGAAAAUAAUAGCAUGUUUAAAUACUGACCCAGUCACAUCCCUUGUGUCAACUCUCUGCCUUGCAUCAACGAAUAUUGGAGCAAGAUGGAGAUUUAAAAAAAAAAGAAAAUACUUUCGAUGCCUGGUUCUUUAGUUGCCUUCUGAUAAGCCACCACUAGAGGGCACUAAAAAGUGUUGGGUUAAAGGUUAAUUUAGUGGGGAAAAAAUUAAGAUUGUUCGGAAGUUUUGAAAAAAUGCAAAUAUAUGCGUUAAUUUUAAGCCAACUAUGACUAGUUCUGUUUUUCCUUAUAAAAGUUUACUAAACCUUAGUGUUUCGUAGUUUUCAAAGAAAAAUGGGAAGAGAAAGGCCAUAGAAGAGCCACAUUUAGCCAAAAACACUUGAUACAGUUAGGAAAGUUCACUGGUCAGCAUCUUAAACAUACAUUAGAGUGGACUGAUGAUGCUACACCACAGACAGUAGUUAAAUCACCAAUCAUGCUGUGUUAAGCAAAGCCUGUCCAUGCAUUGACCCACAUCUAACGAAUUUGCUGUUUUUUGUUAUUAUCAUCAUUCUUAUUGCUUGUUUUGACUUGUUUGGAUAUGCAGUCUUGGUAGUUACUGCAUAUCAGUGCUUUGAAUGAAACUAUUAGUGCUUUAAAGUGUUGUGUCACAAUGGCUGAUUUGUGGAACCUAGUGAAAUGUGCUGUUGUAACGGUGGAAGUUUUAGAAAACCCUAAAUAAGAAACCCUCCAAUCUUAAAGUAAUGCUCGAGCACAAAUAUAACGCAAGCAUGACCAUUUUAAAGAUAAAAAGGCUGUUUGAAGUUUUUUGCAGUCUUGAGUGUUUGUUUGAUCACUUUGACCAAAGUCUAUUUCCAGAGUAAAGUACUUCUUCUAUUGCUGUGGUUUUUUACUUCUUUUGGAUUAAUUGGUGAUUGGCAAAGCAACUAAGUCACUAUUACCUAAGCUGAACAAUGCCCUUGUUUCACCACUGAAGUUACUUUGGACUACGCUGCUAGCUGUGUAAAUCUGCCUUACUAGCAGAUCCGGUGGAUCAGCUGACCAUCAGUCUGCCGGAAUAUGUUUCAACCAAGUAAAGGACCUAGAUGCAAAAUCUGAAAGUUUGCUUCUCUCAUUUAGAAUUGUCUUUUAAUGCAAAUGUUUCUCACCUUAGAGAACAAGGACAAAUUUAACAAAAGUUUAGAUGUCUGAUAUCUGCAAAUAAAACAUUGUGUGGUUAUGAACAUGCUCAGUUUGCGUACUUUGAAUUGCUAAACUCUAAUUAGCUAGCUGUUGGCCUUACACUACAAUAUCUUUCUACCAGAUAAGGGAACCAUUAUUGAUAACUUCAGUUUGAAACAUCCAAACUAUAUCUCUCUAACAUGAGUAGACAUGUUUCUGUGGAGGUUAGAAUAUUGCUUCCCCCUCAAAAACGCUGGACUCUCAAAACAAUAGAAAGCUUUUUACAAUUCUGUCCAUUUUCCCUUUUUAAUUUAAAUCAGUGUAAAAUCAACCAAGAAGUCCCACCCCUCCCUCCUUCUUUUUAUUUUACCUCUAAGCUUACGUUUUUUGUGAGAGGUAGUAACAGGAAAUUCAAUUGUCUGAACUCAAACUGGUGGUAAAGGCUAGAUAGAGCAAGACAUCAGAAAAUGUAUUUUCCAAAAAGAGCCCAAAUGUUUAUGUUUGUUAUUGAAAUUCACAUCUAAUCUACAUUGGCAGACAUAAAUAGACUGUUUUGCACACACACAUCAGAAAAAACAUUUCUCUCAGGUAUGAAGCAGCUAUAACCCGAAACCACAAAGACAGUGAAGUUUUGGAAAACAGGCCAGAUAAAGAAAGUCACAGACAGACAUUAAAAAAGGUUUUGGGAAAAAGCAAGAUAUUUGCUGACACAAACCAUGCACCACCUAGCACACACUCGACCCCUACACAUUUCUUUUUGCUGGUAUGAUGACAUGUAUGCAAAUAAAACACACACACACAUUAGCUCACACUACAUGCUAGCCAGCAUGUGCUCUGCAGACACACACAUCAUCUGGUGUCACACUCUGUGCAAAAGAACAAACUCUCAGAUCUAUACGCACUCGGAAAUGUACGGCGCAGCCUCCCUGUGCCAUCUGGUUGUUGUCAGUGGUCAGGCCUGUGUGUAAGUGUGCACUUACUGUAUGGGUUUGUUUAAACAGCUUAUGUCACAACCACAAUUAAGAAAUGAGGUUGAACAAAUUAUACACACCUUUCUUUGCCUGCACACUAAAGCCGCAAUGUUUUCCUAGGAGAAGAGGGACAUUUCUCCACACAAGCGGACACUCUGACUGAAACAGAAAUUUAUGCUGUCAGGUGAAGAUAUAAUUCAAGUUUAAUGGUAUGAAUUUCAAAACACUUUAAAAUGAUUGCCGUUUCACCUUUUGCUGGUUGUGCUUUCUCUCACGAUGCUCUGUCUUGCUCUCCAUUUGACCCUCAGCACGCUUUUUCAAAGGCCAAAAGGAAGAUAAAAAUAUCACAUUAUUUUUGCAAUAUACCCACCCAUAUUGUAAAACUAAAUCCAUUGACAUCAUCUUUAAUCUUUGCAUUGAAUGUCUAAGGGCUUUGUUUCUCCUGAACAGUUUUAUACGUAGCUGUGAACACUAGUGGCACAGUGUUGCUAAGAAAAUAAACAACUCUCUGAAUACAA